AUGCCGAAUGCAGAAGCAGUAUCGGGCGAUGCCCACCCAUCAGUUCCCUCGGACAUGAGAUCGUACGAUGAUCACACCAUGGGCACGUGCUUGAUGAUGUCUGUGAUGCAUCCCACACUACUGAGACGUGGUGACUGCGUGAUUCCUUCCAAAAACAUUGAGUCUGCUAAACUUCGCUAUGCCAGCAAGCUAUACAAAUCGUCAUUUCACCCUGACUCAGGCGAACUUCAGUAUCUGGUUGGGCGCAUGAGCUUCUAGGUACCUGAAGGUAUGCUGCUUACUGGGGCAAUGCUUGCCUUCUACAGGUCAACACCAGCAGUAGUAUUCUGGCAGUGGGUAAACCAGAAUUUCAAUGCGCUUGUGAAUUAUACAAACCGCAAUGCUGCCUCAGACAUCAGUACCACUCAGCUUGGUCUUGCCUACACUAGUGCAACAACUGCAGCACUAACAACAGCACUUGGCUUGAAAAAAUUUUUUGGUUCAUUCAAAAAAAUUUUUUUACUUCAGCGAUUUGUGCCGUUCAUAGCAAUGGCGGCAGCCAACAUGGUCAACAUACCGUUGAUGCGACAGAAUGAACUCAUUUCUGGUGUUGCCUUGGUGGAUGAAAAUGGCAACCACGUUGGAUACUCCAAGGUGGGCGCUGCUAAGGGCAUUAGUGAGGUGAUGGUGUCGCGUAUCGUGAUGGCCGCGCCAGGGAUGCUGUUGCUACCGCUGUUAAUGCAACGUGUGGAGACGCUGCGGUGGUACAGUUACGGUGUUCCUGGGCACAAUCCCAGUUCGACCUCCCCUGCAUGGGACUGCUACGUCCCAAACAGUUCCAUUGAAGUUACGAGCCUCGAGAAGCUUGAGCCUGGCGCGUUUAAGGUAUUGAGGGACUACCUUGGGUCUGAACGUCUUCCUCAGACCCUCUACUUCAACAAGGGUCUGUAAAUCAUAAGCCAGUGAGCUUAAGACCUCGGGGUCUGAACGCCUACCUCAGACCCUCUACUUCAACAAGGGUCUGUAAAUCAUAAGCGAGUGAGCUUAAGACCUCGGGGUCUGACUGCCUAUCUCAGACCUUCUACUUCAACAAGGGUCUGUAAAUCAUAAGCGAGUGAGCUUAAGACCUCGGGGUCUGACUGCAUAUCUCAGACCCUUUACUUCCUUGAAGGUCAAUAAAUUAAUUGAAAUAACUAAUCGCCAAGUUGUACUCAGAAAUACAGCUUUAUUUUUCUGAAAUUCACAGAAAAAAAACUUCCUUUCAGGCUAAAAUAUGGCCAUAUUAUGAUAUUUAUGAUAUUUUUACAUAUUUAAAUGGCCAAGAUAUUCUCUAUUUCAGGAUUUACUUCACCUUUGUUGGUAAUAUGGGUCAUAAAUUUAAAUAUAAGUCCAUGCCAACGAAUUUUCAACAUUGAUACCAGAAUUAUUGAUGAACGCAGCAGAAUCAUUGGAAUUUCUUUUUAUUUUCUUAUUUUCUCCCUUAAGCAAAGCAUUAAAUUCGUAAUAAUUUAGAUCAAGUGAGUUCACAUUAUACAUGUGAACUAAUUAUAGCGCAGCUAUAAUUAGUGAAUUAGUGAUUAGAUUAUAUCGUGUAAUAUUUUUAUAUUUUUGUUGUUACGAAAUUGAGACGUCAUUCCGUAUUACUGGUCCUCAUUUAGCAGAUUAUGCGCGUUAAAACUUAAGUUUUAGCGCGAUUAUUUUUCUUUGACAAAGAAAAAGAGGAAAAGGAGCAUCUGGCGUAAGCCUAUGGGUAUUUGUUCCAUCCAUGCAGAAAUAUUCUAUCCGUUGCACAAAUAUAGUUGCACGUUUUGUAUACUGUCACGACAAUUGUUAAUUUUUUAUAUUAGAUUCAAACUUUUUUGUAGGUCUUUGAUGAAAUUCGUCUCAGUUAUAAAUUAUUAGUAGUGAAUAAGUAAAAUUUUAUGGCCUAUUUUCAAUGUAUUUUUGAAAAACACUGAAUUUGAUCAGUGUUUUUCAAUGACACUGUAGUUCCGCGAUUCUGUCGCCACAAAGCGCGAUUGCAACUGCUGUACUAUGCAGUUUUUUUAUUUUUAAAUGACAAAUAAUUAUUUUAUUGUGUCCAAUUUUUGGUUGUAUUUUAAUUUAGAUAGAUAACGUGAUGUUGGUAUCAUGUAUUGCUACGGUUAUUGUUUGGAUGGUGUUAAAUUGCAUAAUAUAAUUUAGAUUCGUUGUGCAUUGUUAUCAACUUAUGCAAUAUGUUAUGCAUUGUUAUGACUGCAACAGCAAUAUGACUGAUUAUAUAUUGAAUCCAUAUUGAAUCCAACAUAUAUUGAAUCCAUCGUUGAAUCCAUAAAUUCAAGAUCAGCAAUAAAGAAAACCAUCAUCGUUGAAUCCUUCAGGGCAAGAUAAACAAUGAAAGGGAUAUGACUGUGCUGCUCUAGCCUAUAUAUUACUACAUUAGUUCGUCAUCAGCACGUGUGAUGUAUAACGGAAUUUUGCAAUCUAUGUUACGACAAUUUUAAGAGCGUAAUAUUGCGUAUCUCUUGUCACGUAAGUUAAUAAAGUGAAUGAUUCUCGCACCGGGCGCUGCUUUAGUAUGUGUAAAAUUAUCCUGUUUUGCAGAGCCGUAAUCAUAGCGUUGUCAGGGUUAUUUUCAAUGCUAGUUGCUAUAGUAGAUCUACGUUCCUUGAAUCAUAAAUACGAAGUGGUGUAGUCUGCUGCUACGUGCACUAAGAAAGAUGACUGGAACAUAUUGUUCAAAUAGUGACACACUCUCUUACCCCUAGCGCGAGCAGCUAGCGGAAGUAGCACUGAUAGAGGGGAGCGCAGCCGUGUACCACCAAUUUUGUGCACCAAUAAGCCUUGAA
Molecule: messenger RNA, 2807 nt
Organism: Hyalella azteca
Lineage: Eukaryota; Metazoa; Arthropoda; Malacostraca; Amphipoda; Hyalellidae
Product: sideroflexin-2-like
Exons: 10
Biological process (GO): serine import into mitochondrion; monoatomic ion transport
Cellular component (GO): mitochondrial inner membrane
Molecular function (GO): monoatomic ion transmembrane transporter activity
Source: RefSeq, a predicted model, not a curated record